Acanthopagrus latus (yellowfin seabream) is the source of this 4211-nucleotide messenger RNA. It is a transcript of the gene cep135, whose product is annotated as centrosomal protein 135. The record is from RefSeq and is a predicted model, not a curated record. NCBI's taxonomy places the organism in Eukaryota, Metazoa, Chordata, Actinopteri, Spariformes, Sparidae. The transcript has 26 exons. The coding region runs from base 228 to 3740 and encodes 1170 amino acids.
UGACGAAUCCAAACCGGAGACCAUCGGCGCUCUUUUCAAACCUCUUUACCGCGGAAACAUGUUAACUUACGAGUUGUUAGUCAUUUAACUUUAACGAAAAACAACCUGGAAUGCCAUUAAUGAACCUGUAAUGCAAGUUAUUGGUCAACGCGAGCCGUUUGUGUCGGUUAUGUAGCACCAAGUUGACGUUAGACAGGCUAGCUGUCUCUGCGAGGCAUAUCACAGCCAUGAACAGCAGCGCAGAGAGGAAAUUCAUCAAUUUGAGGAAGCGUCUGGACCAGCUGGGCUACCGACAGACACUGGGGAUAGAGUCACUGCCACUGGUGGAAAAACUAUUCAGUGACCUGGUUCACACAACCGAAAGCCUGCGCAAUGCCAAGCUGUCAGCAGGGAAGACUGAGAAGGAGAGUCGGAACUUCGAUGCUCUCCUGGAGCCGUACAGGGCAGAGAAUGCCCGAGCUGUCCGGGAGAACAACGAGCUGCACCAGGAGCUCCUCAAGCUGAGGGAGGAGAAGGACCGUGUCACCAGAGAGCUCAAGACCCACAUCAGAAAACUGGACCACGAGUCAUCCGACUUGAAGUUUUUGAAUAAUCAGUAUGUGCACAAAGUUCGCUGCUUGGAGAAGGACAGCAAGGCCAAAGCUGAGCGCAUCCAGCAGCUGCAGGAGAAGAACAUGCAGGCUGUGGUGCAGACGCCAGGUGGAAAGAAGCGCAGCAUCCCUUUCAGAAGGCAGAGGAUGCAGAUUGAUGAGCUCAUACCUCCAUCCUCUACAUCAGCUUAUCCCGUGGCGCAGCCUGAUGAUCCGUAUGUAGCUGACCUGCUGCAGCUGGCUGAUGGAAGGAUUCAUGAGCUACAGGAAGAUAUCAUAAAGGUCAAACUAGACCUGGAAAACACUCAAGACUAUAUCAAACACUUAAACACACAGGUGGAGGAGAGAGACAAAGAGAUUGACCGUCUGAAUCGUGCUCUUCAUGGAGGACGACCUCAUGAUGUAAUUUCCCUCGAGUCUCAGAACAUCAGCAACGAGAAACUGAUCGCCCAUCUUAACCUUCAGAUUGAGUACCUGCAGGAGACCAACAGAACACUGGAACAGAAGGUGGAGGGACUGCAGCAGAAGAAGAAGGACGCCUCCACCGAAGUGGCCAAUCUGUCUUUAAAGAACCGGGAGCUGUGCGAAGAGCUGACGCAUAUAGACGACCUUGCCAAGCGGAUGGAGAUGGACAAGGAGUUUGUGUUGGAAACUGCUGACAUGGAACUGCAAGAAGCUAAAAAAGAAGUUCAAAGGCAGCAUAAAAUCAUUGAAGACCUGGAGGAUAUUAUCACCAAAACAAGAAGGGAGCAAUCUGAAGGUGACUUUGAAAAAGACAGACUUAGAGACCAGCUGGUGGAGCUCAAAGAGCAGAAUGAGAAAAUGGAGGGACUGGUGAAUUUCCUGGAGGAGGAAAAAAUCCGGCUGCAGGACAAAAUGGAGAAAAUGAUGGCAGCUGACAAAGACCUGGUGCUGGAGUUGGAGACAAUGCGGGCUAAACACGGUGUUUGUGGAAGGGAACGCUCCCCAUCGCGGCUGGAUGCGUUUGUCAAGAGUCUGGAGGAGGAGAGGGAUUAUUAUCGGCAGGAGGCAGAGCGCUACAAAAGAGCCCGAGGGGCUGCUGGGCAGGAUUUAAGCCCCAGUCGUAGUCCAGGCCGGGGCAGGAGUCCUCGGUCCAAAGCAACAAGGCAUUUUCAGGGAGGCGCUGCAGAGACAGAACUGCUUCGUUUAGUAAAAGAAAGAGAUGAGCUGAAAGCCGCUCUGUUGGGCUUUGAGACACAAAUGGAGGACAUCCAGGACAACGUGAAGGCCCUCAGUGCUGAGAGAGACCGCUUCAAAACACUGUUAAAACAGGCUCAAGAGGACCUGAAGCUGGCCCGAAGCACUGAUCUGUCGGCUGACCUCUUCAAACUGAAGGAGGAAAUUAAAGAGGCAGAAAUUAAAAUUGAGCACAUGAGUGUUGAAAGAGAGACACUGAUUGAGAGAUUAAAGGUUGCCCAGACUUCAGCUCUGACGGACAGACACGUCGAGGACAGGAGGAUUCUCGACCUGGAGAAUGCUGUUAAGAGUUUGGAGCGAGAGAGGCUGGAGCUGCGGUCACAGGUGUGUCUGCUGAAGGAGAACCGAGAGGCUGCAGAGGAGGAGCUGAAGACCCGAUCUGCUGCUCUGGUCCAGAACUCAGAGGAGGUCGCACAGCAGAGGGCGGAGUCUAACGCUCUGAGGCUGCUCCAGGAGCAGAUGGAGCAGUCACUGUCUGAUACACAACACAGGCUGUCUGUGAAGAUGAGCGAGCUGCAUGCUGCUCAUGGGCAGAUUGAGAAACUGGAGGAGAGAAUAGGAGAGCUGAGUCAGCACGGCUCCAAGCACAAAGAGGAAGUGGCUGUUCUUCAGAAGUCUGUCUCUGCCCUGGAUAGAGAGAAAGACGCUCUGCAGGAUGAAGUGGAUCAGAAGACCGAAAAACUGGUUGCUCUCGAGGAGGAGAAUGCUAAAAAGGAACAGACCCUUAAAGAAGUGAGACUCACAGUCACAAACAUGGACAACUCACUGGCUCAGCUGCAGGGGGCGUUGAACAGCCGUGAGAGGGAGAUCGGCAGCCUGAGGAGACAGCUGGAUGCCUGUCAGGAGGAGCUGGCUGCACUCAGGAGAGACAAAGAAAUCACAAUCCGAGAGAACAGGAGGCUGCAGGAUGACCUGGCCACAAUGACCAGAGAGAACCAAGCUGUACAUGUGGAGAUGGAGGAGGCUCUGCAUGAGAAGGAUGAACUGAAGCUGAGGGUCCACUCGUACAUUUCUGAAGUGUCCAGGAUAGAGAAGCUGAUGGCUACAAAGGAACAGGAGAACAGGGACCUGCUGGAUCGUUUCAGGAUGGCCCACUCCGAGGUGGAGGAGCGGGAGCAGAAGCUGCAGCAGGCUGAAGGCCUCAAUAGCUCCAUCCGUCUGGAGCUGCUGUCUUCAGACACAGAGCGCAGACACCUCAGGGACACGGUCGGCCAGCAGGAGAGAGAGAUCCAACAGCAUACACAGGCCCUGCAGGCAUACGAGGCCCAAGUAUCCUCUCUGGUGCGAGGAAUGUCCCGACUGGAGGAGGAGCUACAUAAAGCCCAGGAGGAGAAGGCUGCUCUCCUCUCAGAUCUGGCAUCUGUCAGGGAGCUCUGUGUAAAACUCGACUCUGGCAAGGAGCUCACAGCACGUCAGCUCACCUCCAGGAGGAUGGAUCUGGAGAGGGUCACAGGAGAACUGGAGGAUGUUCGGUCUGAAGCAGAGCUGCUGAAAAAACAGCUGGCCAGUGAGAGGCUGACUGUCCGCAACCUGGAGACGCUGCUCUCCAACAAUCGGCAGAAGGAGUUUCAAACCCAACUGACAGCCAGCGAGAGGGAGUCAGAGCUGAAGGUCCUCCGUGAUAGGCUGACCCUGGCUGACAGCAAAACUGCGGAGCAUUCCAGGGAGGCGUCCCAGCUCCGCAGCAGAGUCUCUCAGCUGCAGACGGAGAUGGACGUCCUGAAAAGACAGUUGACCACUGAGCGCUUUGAACGAGAGAGGGCCGUUCAGGAGAUGCGCAGACAGGGCAUGUCGUUCUCGCCCCUGCAGACUUCACUGCCCCUCAGCUCCUCCGGCAGUUCUCAUCACAUCUCCCCAGAACGCUCCAUCCUCCGAACUCUCAACCGCUCCACCGACAAGUCAGCAGACAGAAGUGUUAGCUUCAAGGAUUAACUACUGGAGAGACAGACAAAUGAAGGCAGCGCUGAGUGAGUCAGAAACCACUAGAAGCUCACGCUUGAAGUCUUGAGUCUGGACAUGAAUUGUUAUACCCUCCGUAAGCCUUGGCAUUAUCUAGCCUGUAGCGUACGUCCAGCCUGAGGCGCUCAGGAUUGAAUCAUGCCAGCUCUUCAGUGACAGUGCUAACAAUUGAAGGUUACUUUUUUCAACUUCUCAAUAACUCACACAACUAGAGGAGUGUCCUCUCUGUUGGUACGUUACAGUGUUUGAAGAAAUUAGGAUUCAGCUUCCAGAAUGAAAUUAGUUCUCAUUAACAAUAACCGCACACAUGUAGCAAGUGUUCAUUCAGCCCUGUGGUUAUGUGUAUUAUACUUAAUAUUCAUGUUUUUUAAUGAUGUUUUAAAUUAUUAAAUUAUUCACAAAAUAAAGCAACACGCAUUCCAGGAUAUGCUUUGAUGUAUAUCA